GGGAUUCCGCCGCCAUCAAGCGCCGUCUCGACCUCUCCCGACCAACUCACAGCCCCCAACCCGCACUCGCCCCAAACCCUACUGCUCCCGCUCCGCUUCCCCUUCGCCUCGCGCCCUUGCGCUUCCUUCCCCACACCUCGCCGCCGCCGCCGUCUCCGGCGAGAUCUCCGGGGGGAGCAAGCGAGCGAGGCGAGGCAUCAGCCAUGUCGCUCCGCGUGCUGAACCCGAACGCCGAGGUGCUCAACAAGUCGGCGGCGCUGCACAUGAACAUCAACGCCGCCAAGGGCCUCCAGGACGUGCUCAAGACCAACCUCGGCCCCAAGGGCACCAUCAAGAUGCUUGUUGGUGGAGCUGGUGACCUCAAGCUAACCAAGGAUGGGAACACCCUCUUGAAGGAAAUGCAAAUUCAGAACCCAACUGCCAUCAUGAUUGCGAGGACGGCCGUGGCGCAGGAUGAUACCAGUGGCGAUGGUACAACCUCUACUGUGCUUUUCAUUGGUGAGCUAAUGAAGCAGUCUGAGCGGUGCAUCGAUGAAGGUACUCAUCCAAGGUUUUUGGUUGAUGGCUUUGAUGUUGCCAAGAGAGCAACUCUUGAGUUUCUCGAGAAAUUCAAGACACCAGUUGUUAUUGGUGAUGAACCUGACAGAGAUACCUUGAAAAUGAUAGCAAGAACAACUCUCAGAACAAAGUUGUAUGAAGGAUUGGCUGAUCAGUUGACGGAUAUUGUUGUGAAUGCGGUUCUAUGCAUCCGCAAACCAGAGGAACCCAUCGAUCUUUUUAUGGUGGAAAUAAUGCACAUGCGCCACAAAUUCGAUGUUGACACCCGCCUGGUUGAGGGUCUGGUUCUGGACCAUGGCUCACGGCACCCUGACAUGAAGCGCAGGGCAGAAAACUGUUACAUCUUGACCUGCAAUGUCUCAUUAGAAUAUGAGAAAAGUGAAAUCAAUGCAGGAUUUUUCUACUCGAAUGCAGAACAAAGAGAGAAGAUGGUUGCUGCAGAGAGACGCCAAGUUGACGAACGUGUCAAGCGGAUCAUUGAGUUGAAAAACAAGGUUUGCGCUGAAGGUGACAAAAACUUUGUGGUGAUCAAUCAGAAGGGCAUUGACCCUCCAUCCCUGGAUCUCCUUGCUAGAGCAGGGAUUAUUGCUCUUCGAAGAGCAAAGAGGAGGAAUAUGGAGAGGCUUGUGCUAGCAUGUGGUGGUGAAGCCGUCAAUUCAGUUGAUGACUUGACUGAAGAUUGUCUUGGCUGGGCUGGGCUUGUCUAUGAGCAUGUUCUUGGCGAAGAAAAGUACACAUUUGUGGAGAAUGUAAAAAACCCUCGCUCCUGUACUAUACUGAUUAAAGGACCCAAUGACCACACUAUCGCACAAAUUAAGGAUGCUGUCCGUGAUGGUCUAAGAUCUGUUAAGAAUACAGUUGAGGAUGAAGCAGUUGUGCUGGGUGCUGGUGCUUUUGAGGUUGCUGCAAAGAAGCAUCUUAUUGACAAUGUGAAGAAAACCGUCAAAGGGCGAGCACAACUUGGGGUUGAAGCAUUUGCGGAAGCUCUUCUUGUUAUACCCAAGACCCUAGCGGAAAACUCUGGUCUAGAUACCCAAGAUGUCAUUGUUUCCCUUCAGAACGAGCAUGACCGUGGAUUGGUCGUGGGAUUGAACCAUCACUCUGGGGAACCAAUUGAUCCCCAGAUGGAGGGCAUCUUCGAUAAUUACUCCGUGAAGCGCCAAAUCAUCAACUCUGGACCUAUCAUUGCGUCGCAAUUGCUGCUGGUGGAUGAAGUGAUCAGGGCAGGCCGCAACAUGAGGAAACCAACUUAGAUACUCUGUAAACGGCUAGCUGAGAUAUUCGUUCAUGAGCUGUCAUGGGUUUUGUUUGGCAAUUUUACCCCCUUUUUCUUCUGUUCUGUGCUUAGUAGUGACCUGGGUGAUACACUUGGGGCUUCAGUUAGUCGCCCAUUUCACGUAGCAGGUUGCACUUGUAAUAUCUUUGACUCGUGUUUUGUGAUGGAUUACCGCGUGCUCAUAUUUCAACCUGGGGUGUCGUUGAGGCCUGCUGAAAGUUUACUGGAGAAUCGAAUGAAUGAGUUCUUUUCACUUGUA
Molecule: messenger RNA, 2093 nt
Organism: Panicum virgatum (switchgrass)
Lineage: Eukaryota; Viridiplantae; Streptophyta; Magnoliopsida; Poales; Poaceae
Product: T-complex protein 1 subunit zeta 1
Exons: 15
Coding region: 204-1811 (535 amino acids)
Biological process (GO): protein folding
Cellular component (GO): chaperonin-containing T-complex
Molecular function (GO): ATP binding; ATP-dependent protein folding chaperone; ATP hydrolysis activity
Source: RefSeq, a predicted model, not a curated record